GACCUCUGACAACCCCCCUCCGUCCGGCGGCUGCGAUCCUUUGCCAGCCGUUGCAGGUUUGCCUCUGUCAUAGUCGGAUACUUCCUAGCCGUCCGGGAAUGCCGACAAGAGGAGACAAUUGUUGAAUGAGCGCCUGGUCCAUCCGAGGUACAGGUCGAGAUGGGUAACUCUCAGGGAAAGCCGGUGGUUUUCACCGAUGAAGUGAACCUGAACCAUUUUCGCCUCCUGCGGGUCGUUGGUAAGGGAGCAUUUGGCAAGGUCCGUAUCGUGGAACGGAAAGAUACUGGCUUGACCUUUGCCUUGAAAUAUAUUCGGAAAGAAGAGGUGGUUCGAUCAGAGAGCGUACGGAAUAUUAUCCGGGAAAGGAGGAUGCUGGAGCAUCUGAACCACCCAUUCCUAUGCAACUUGAGAUACAGUUUCCAGGACAUUGAAUAUAUUUACAUUGUGGUGGAUCUCAUGAAUGGUGGUGAUCUCCGGUUCCAUAUCUCCAGGAAGUCUUUUACGGAGGAAGCAGUGCGAUUUUGGAUGGCAGAGCUAGGAUGCGCAUUGAGAUACAUCCACGGACAGGGCAUUGUGCACAGAGAUGUGAAGCCCGAUAACGUGCUGCUCGACUCCGAAGGCCAUGUGCAUUUGGCUGAUUUUAACGUGGCUUCUGAUUUCAAGCCCUCAAAACCCCUCACGAGCAAGUCCGGAACUCUAGCAUACCUGGCUCCAGAAGUCUAUGAAGGCAACGGAUACCUCUGCGAGGUAGAUUGGUGGUCGCUGGGUGUUACGUUCUAUGAGUGCAUAUACAACAAGAGACCUUUCGACGGCCGUUCGCAGGAGAGCUUAAGCGAAAACGUUAUCCGGGCCCAGCCGAAAUACUAUGUCACCAACCCAGCCGUUUCUGUUCCGUGUCUGCGAGCUAUGGCUGCAUUAAUGGAAAAGGAUCGGUCAAAGAGAAUUGGUGCUGCCGGAUUUGAAACCUUCACGUCUCAUCCCUUCUUUGCUGAGCUCGACUUUGAAGAGCUGGAAAGGAAACAGAUACCUCCUAUCUUCACACCGUCGAGUGAGAAGACGAACUUUGAUGCAACGUAUGAUCUGGAGGAACUGUUGUUGGAAGAAGCUCCUUUGGAAGCUAGGGCACGGCGGCAGAAGCCUCGAGCGGAAUUGAGGGAGGAUGCCACCGCGAAGGAAAUCCGCGAAGAUGAACUUCAUCGCAUGAUCGAAACGAUGUUUGAACCUUUUGACUACACAACUGUCCAUUACCAAGGAAACGCCGCAGCUGCACUCGCCGCGACGAUGAAUCCCGAAGAGGCCGCGACCCAGGGCGGCUCUACCCAUUCAAGACAGCUUUCUGACCGAGAUUCUGGAAGAGGCUCCCCUGGUCCUCGGACAGAGGGAUCCAUGAGCCGAUCAAAUCCAGCCGACAACAUUUCGCCGCUUGGAGAAGCACUCAGCCAGAGUAGGACGACGCCCGAACCGUCUCCAUCCUCUCCUCCGGACCGACAACCCCCUCCACCACCCCCUGUCACAUCAUUCUCUCGACCUCUGCCUCGCCAGAAGGGGUCAACGCGUAAACCGAGCAAGGGUGGUGGCGUCCAAAUGGUCCUGGAUGAAACCGCUCCUUGGAGUGAACUAGCUGACCAGAGUUCCACUUUGCCUGCUGAGGGAUAUGAGAGUCUUGGUGGGAAGGGCAAGGCUGGCAGCGGUGGCAUGCUCUCGUUCCUGAGCCGCAAGAAAGGCCGAGACCGCAGUCCCAAACCGCAGGAACCUGGUGUGCUCGGCAAGGAGGGAGCACGACAGAUCAUUAGCUGAACAGGUGUCAGUGGAACCGCACGGAAUUGGCUAUGCUGGUAUCCCCUAUUUUCUGGCGUCAUUUUGUGCUGGGUUGGAGACGCCAAUCUGCAUGAUCCCUUUGCAUGACGAGUCGGCAACGUGGCUCCCCAGAAACUUUAUACGCGAUGGCUGAAGACUUUCCCACCGAGGGCACCGGAGUUUGCAAUCAGUGGUCACCUGCGUAUCGCCUGAGAUGGAAACCACCACACUAGAGCAGUAUACCGUGAGCAAAAGCCUGUUCUUCUUACAGGGUGGAACUUAUUGACAGAUCAUCCACCCGAAAAGAAGAAC
This is a messenger RNA of Paecilomyces variotii, 2109 nucleotides long. RefSeq names its product ribosomal protein S6 kinase. Gene Ontology annotation, molecular function: protein serine/threonine kinase activity; ATP binding. The coding region runs from base 160 to 1797 and encodes 545 amino acids. The record is from RefSeq and is a predicted model, not a curated record. Gene Ontology annotation, biological process: peptidyl-serine phosphorylation; intracellular signal transduction. Lineage: Eukaryota; Fungi; Ascomycota; Eurotiomycetes; Eurotiales; Thermoascaceae. The transcript has 8 exons.